Messenger RNA from Sordaria macrospora k-hell, 1068 nucleotides. RefSeq lists its product as uncharacterized. The record is from RefSeq and is a predicted model, not a curated record. NCBI's taxonomy places the organism in Eukaryota, Fungi, Ascomycota, Sordariomycetes, Sordariales, Sordariaceae.
AUGGAGUUCACUCCCGAGAUGCUGGCGAUGCCAUCGACGCUUGCAGACAAGCCAUACAAUGACUUGCAAAUCGGAACCUUCAUUGGUUUUGGCGUCACAUACUUUGUUGCCACCCUCUUUUUGGUCUUUAGAUAUAUGCAGGCCUUCAAAAUCACGAAGAAGGUUGAGUUGGAUCUAAUUAUCCUCACGAUAUCAUGGGUCUUAGCACUGGUGUAUUUCAUCACCAUGUACCAAUUGAUGGCAUUCGGCUGGGCCCGCCACACCGAUGAACUAGUGCCCAUCGACUUUAUCAACUUCAACAAAGGCCUGCUCCCCAAUACCCUCACCUACCUGAUUACGCCAGCCGUCACCAAAAUGGCCAUGUGCGCCGUCCUCUAUCGCAUCUCCCCCUCGCGCAUGUAUCGUCUCAUCGUCAUCGGCAUCGCCGUUGCCAUCUUCAUCUACACGCUUGUUCUGACCUCCAUCACCGGCGGGCCCUGCAACCCCCUCAAGACGGGAACUACCAAAUGCCUCGAGAACGUCGCCCUUUCCCAAGCCGUGCUCAAUAUUGCCUCCGACCUGGCCGUCAUCGCCGUCCCCAUUCCUACUAUCCACAAGAUCCAAACCUCGCUCAAGCAAAAGUGUCUCGUCGGCGCUCUGCUCUGCCUCGGCUCGGGCGUCGUGGUCUGCUCCAUCGUCCGCCUGCCGCAGGUCCUCGCCCUCGACACCUCACCCGGCUCCACGGUCGACAUCACUUACGAAGAGGGUGUUUUGGGAGUGUGGUCCAUUGUCGAAGUCAACCUGGGUAUUGUCUGCGGAUGUGGGAUGAGGCUUAAGCAGCUCAUUGUGAGGUAUUGGCCAAAAUUGGGCAUGGGCAGCUGGGGAAGCUCGGCGAAGAGGAGUCAGGCUACGCAUACGACGAGCGGGAUGCGGACGGGCGAGUUUGGGAAUGGUGGUGAUGGUGGUGGACAUGUGCAUGGCACGAAGCAGGAUGGGAAGUAUCAGUUGCAUUCUAUCCAGAAGGGGAACAAGGAUCAGACGUUUGUUACUGUGGAGGAUGGGGGGAGUACGGAUAGCAUUUUGAGGUGA